UGCGCCAUUUUGCUGCGUCCACAGCCAUCCGGCAAGAUGGUCCCCUUGCUUUGUCUCCCCUGACCGGAGUUGUUUCUGUAUUCUGUGGCUAUUCUUGCUUCUGUACCAUCGAAAACCUGCAAAUUGGAUUGAACUGGGUCACUUGUACCUACAACUAAACGGCUGUCUGUCUGUCAAGGAAUGACGACGGUUAAAAGCAGGUAAAAUGAGUCUGGCUUCUUCUGAAUCACACCUUGACCAAAUGUCAGAAAAAGCAGAGGAGCCUGGUAGCUCAACAGAAACUAUGAAGCCCUCCUCUUCUCGCAACAAGAGGAAGUCCGCCACUGUAGCUAAGCACACUGGACUGAAUGAAUCUGACACCUCAGGUGAGAGUGAAAAUGAAGGUGCCACCUCUGACAACCCUUCAGACAAUAACACAAGCAGCGCAUCUAAAGGUACUUUAGUGAUGAGGCCAGCUGGGAAUGAAAAUAAAGGUGCCAUGAAGCUCAGAGUGGAUUUUAAACAGAAACAUACAGAUGACACCCUGCAGAAGAAAGUGAACUGCACUGCCUGUGGAAAACAAGUAAACCAGUUUCAGCGCAACUCUGUGUACGAGCAUCCUGCGCUCAAAGUACUUAUUUGCAAGUCAUGCUACAAGUAUUACACAAGUGAUGACAUCAACAGAGACUCUGAUGGCAUGGAUGAGCAGUGCAGGUGGUGCGCUGAAGGUGGCAAACUCAUCUGCUGUGACUACUGCAACAAUGCCUUCUGCAAAAAGUGUAUUCUGCGCAACCUGGGCAGGAAGGAGCUUUCAGUCAUUACUGAUGAGAACUCAAAGUGGCACUGCUAUGUCUGCAGAUCAGAGCCUCUCCAGGAUCUGGUCUCCAAAUGCCACCGCAUCAUGGAAAAACAAGAACUGCAACUCAAGCAACGAAAACCGGACAAAAGCGAGGAACGUGAGAGCAAGAAACACAAGAACAAAGCAGUCAAAGAGCACAAAGUAGUUGUGAAUGGGAAAGAACAUACUGAAGGCUCAGGGACCAUGACAUUCUCAUACAGAAAACUGCAGGUACCCAAAGAACUUAUAAAGAAAACAAAAAAGCUUGUUGAAACAACUACUGGUCUCAACAAUACAUUCAUUCAGUUCAUACAGCAGACAGCUGAGGAACAGGGAGAUAGGGCUGUCAGGUAUCGGCAUUUGAAAGCCUUCAAGGCCGUGCUUGCUGAUCUGAAAAAAGCCCACAGUGCAUUGGAGGAGGCUUUGGAGCCUGAAUUCAGAAACAUGGAGUUGCAGAAUGGAAACGAAGUGCAACAUAGUGUAAGAAAGAGCACUAAUGUUGUCGCCCCUGUAGAAAAUGACCAUUUGGAUAAUGUUGUGGAUGCAGUUGAGAAGGCUGAAGUGGCAGAGGAGGUUGAUGCUGAAGAGGAGCAUUUCGCAGAAGAGGAUGAUGACGUAGCUGAGGAGGCUGACAUAGCAGUGGAGGCUGAUGCAGCCGAGGAGGCUGACAUGGCAUUGGAGGCUGAUGCAUCCGAGGAGGCUGAUGUAGCCUUUGAGGCUGACGCAGCAGAGGAGGCUGACGUUGCAGAGGAGAAUGACAAGGACCAGCAUAAUGAACAGGACAAGGACGAUGAUCAAGUGUCAGCUGAGACUAAAAUGAGAGACAGCCAAACAGAAACUGAUGUAACCAAAAAGACAAUUAAAACUGAAGUAUGUGAUGAUGAGCUAGUGUCAGCUGGGGAAAUGUCCCUAGAUCACGACAUUAUGUCUGUGCCUCCCUCUGUUCCCGAAGAGCUUUUUCAAAUGGUGGAGAGUCUUGCCGAUUCCACCAUGCUCUCACAGACUGACACUGAUUUGGUCACAGAUGCUGAUCUAAAGUCAAAUGGAAACUCAACAGACUCUCAGCCCACCCAGCCCAAGGUGAAGAACCUCAUUGUCAAACUGACUCCUGUGCCUGUUGUGACGACGCGUGGGUCAAGGUCCUCCAGGUCAAAAAACAAAGAAAAAGAUGGAGAUGUGCAAAAAAAGCAUGAAGAACAAAACGAGAAGGAAAAUGAUGAUGCUGCUGAUGCUGUAGAUGGGACAGACGGGACAGACAGUCCUCCACCAGGCCGUCGCUCUAGUAGACUGAAGACCACUCCUCUGAGGAAGCAGGCUGACAAUAAGGAUGAGUCCUCUGAGUCAGAAUCUGAGAAGGAUGGUAAGAGUAAGGUCAAGUCUUCAAAGAAAUCCAGUAACAACAAGAAAGAGGAUAGGGAGGAGACCAAGGAUUCAGAGAAAAAGAUGGUGGAUUCUGACUCAGAUGAAAUUCCUAACAUACUGUUGGAGAAAGCUGCAGCGGGCCACAGCACAGAUGAGGAACAGGGAAGCACAAGUGCUAAAAAGUGUUUAUUCAAACUAAACAAUACAUCUACUAAAGACAAAGACAAAGCGUCCAAACGCAAGAGGAAGCCCGAAAGCUCUGAUUCAGAUUUUGAAAGCAAAAGUAAAAAGACGUCCAAGAAGAAAAAACAGGAUGGCUCAGACUCCUCUGACUCUGACUCUGACCAGGAGAAGGAGAAAAAGAGUAAAGUGGCCACAUCAAAGAGGAGGUCUAGUCGAGUGAAGAAACAAGAUGAAACAAAAGAGGAAGACAAAAACUCACAUGAGAGGAAAGGAGCCAAGACGAGAAGGUCUUAUGAAAAGAAGCGCAGGGGAAGUAACUCCAAAGCAGCCUCCAACCUGCAGUCGUCCUCCAGUGAGGAUGAGGAGGAGCAGCAGGCUGAAGAUGACUCAGGAGAGGACAGUGACGAACAAAAGAUCAAACGUAUUGUGGAGGAUAACGUGGUGGGAAGUAGUGGACCUUUUCAUCAAUCCUCAGGAGAUGAAGAGGAUGAUAAAGAGAAAGUCUCUCAGAUUUGUGAAGAUGAUGACGAUGAUGAUCCUGAAAACAGGAUUGCAAAGAAAAUGCUUCUUGCCCAAAUAAAAUCCAACUACUCUUCUGGAGCAGAGAGCUCCUCUGAUAAUGAAGGCGCAGGAAAGGAUGAAAAGUCCUCCAAGAAAGUUAAAAAAGAGGAUGAAGAUGAAGAAGAGCAGCAAGAUGAGGAUUCAGAUGACUCAAGCGGCUCUGACAUUGAAGUGAAGAAGCGCAGCAGACGCCACAAAUUGCUCCGUCAUAAACUCUCUCUGAGUGAGGGAGAAUCAGGGGAGGAGAAAACUGCUAGUAAAAAGAAGAACAAGGGGGGCAAGAAGAAGAAAGUAGACAGCGAUGACUCUUCAGACUCAGAUUUUGAGAAGUCAGAGACCAGUGCAGAGUCGGGGAUAAGCGAGGAACUUAGUGAAUCGGAGAAUGAGGGGAAGCGUCGAAAGACUAGAUCAUCAAAGAAGAAGGACGAUGAGAAACAGAGAAGUUAUAAUCAGAAGAAGAAGCGACGCAGGAUCAAAGUUCAGGAUUCCUCAUCCAGCAAUGAGAAGAGCGGAGAGGAAGGUGAUGAAGACGGAGAUGAAGACGGACGCAAAGGACGUAAAAAGAUCCGCAAAAUCCUGAAGGACGACAAGCUGCGGACAGAGACGAGAGAUGCUCUGAAAGAAGAAGAGGAGAGGAGGAAACGUAUAGCUGAGAGAGAGGCACUGAGGAAGAAACUGCGAGAGGUGAUUGUGGUGGAAGAGUCUUCCCAGGUAACCUGUCCUAUCACCACCAAGCUGGUGCUGGAUGAGGAUGAAGAGACCAAGGAGCCACUGGUACAGGUGCACAGGAACCUUGUCACAAAGCUCAAACCUCACCAGGUGGACGGGGUGCAGUUCAUGUGGGACUGCUGCUGUGAAUCUGUGAGGAAGAUCGAGAAGUCUGCUGGCUCCGGCUGCAUCCUUGCCCACUGUAUGGGUCUGGGGAAAACUCUGCAGGUGGUGACAUUACUCCACACUUUGCUCCUUUGUGAGAAGCUCGACUUCUCCACAGCGCUGGUGGUUUGUCCCCUGAACACUGUCCUUAAUUGGCUCAACGAGUUUGAGAAGUGGCAAGAAGGAAUGAAGGAUGACGAGAGUUUAGAGGUGACUGAGCUGGCCACAGUAAAAAGACCACAGGAGCGAUCAUACGCUCUCCAGAGAUGGCAUGACAUGGGUGGUGUAAUGAUCAUCGGCUACGAGAUGUACCGAAACCUGACACAGGGCAGGAACAUCAAGAGCAAGAAGCUCAAAGAGAUCUUUCAGAGGACACUGGUAGAUCCAGGUCCAGACCUGGUAAUCUGUGAUGAAGGUCACAUCCUGAAGAACGAGGCCUCUGCUGUGUCCAAAGCAAUGAACUCUAUCAGGACAAGGAGGAGGAUUGUGCUGACUGGAACGCCUCUGCAAAACAACCUUGUUGAAUACCACUGCAUGGUGAACUUCAUCAAGGAGAACCUUCUUGGGUCAAUUAAGGAGUUCAGGAACCGCUUCAUUAACCCCAUUCAGAAUGGUCAGUGUGCCGAUUCCACAUUUCAAGAUGUCCGGAUCAUGAAGAAGAGGGCUCACAUCCUCUAUGAGAUGCUGGCUGGCUGUGUCCAGAGGAAAGAUUACACAGCGCUCACCAAGUUCCUGCCUCCCAAACAUGAGUAUGUGUUGUCGGUCAGAGUGACUCCCAUCCAGUGUAAACUCUACAGAUACUACCUGGAGCACUUCACAGGUGUGGGGAAUGCUAUGGAGGGGGGCCGGGGCCGCGCAGGGACCAAACUCUUCCAGGAUUUCCAGAUGCUCAGCAGAAUCUGGACCCAUCCCUGGUGCCUUCAGCUGGACUACAUCAGCAAAGAAAACAGGGGUUUCUUUGAUGAGGACAGCAUGGACGAGUUCAUCGCUUCAGAAACAGAAGAAUCCUCCAUGAGUAUGACCUCUGAGGAUGAGAGGGCGAAAAAGAAAAAGAAGCAAGGGAAGGGAAAAAAGAGAGGAUCUGAUGACUCGGACAGUGACGAUGUGGAGGUCAUCAAGGAGUGGAACACCAGCUCUCGGGGCAGAAAUGGAGAAGGUCGGAACAGACCAGAGCCUGUAGAAGAACCUCGGGCCGCCAGCUCAGCACCAGGGAGUCCCAGUGCUGACUGGUACAAGGAGUUUGUCACUGAGGCUGACGCUGAGGUCCUGGAGCACUCUGGAAAAAUGAUGCUCCUCUUUGAGAUCCUGCGCAUGGCAGAGGAAGUAGAUGAAAAAGUGUUGGUGUUCAGUCAGUCUCUCAUCUCUCUUGAUCUGAUCGAGGAUUUCCUGGAGUUGUCCUGCAGAGCUAAAGAUGAAGAAAAAAUCUCACCAUACAAAGGUGAAGGGAAGUGGUACAGGAACAUUGACUACUAUCGCCUGGAUGGUUCCACCAAUGCCACCACCAGGAAGAAGUGGGCUGAAGAGUUUAAUGACACCAGUAACACAAGAGGUCGUUUGUUCCUCAUUUCAACACGAGCUGGCUCUCUUGGCAUCAACCUGGUGGCAGCUAACAGGGUCAUCAUCUUUGACGCCUCUUGGAACCCCUCCUACGACGUCCAGAGUAUCUUCAGGGUCUAUCGCUUUGGCCAGAUUAGGACUGUUUACGUGUACAGGUUCCUGGCCCAGGGUACAAUGGAGGAGAAGAUUUAUGACCGGCAGGUAACCAAGCAGUCUUUGUCAUUCCGAGUGGUGGACCAGCAGCAGAUUGAGAGGCACUUUACAACGAACGAGCUGGCCGAGCUCUACACCUUUGAACCAGACAUGCUGGAUGAUCCCUCAGGGAAGAAGAGCAAGAAAGCCACGCCCUUGCUUCCUAAGGAUCCCUUCCUGGCUGAGAUGCUGCAGAACAAUAAGGACCAGAUCAUGUGUUACCACGAACACGACUCCCUGCUGGACCACAAGGAGGAGGAAGCCCUGAGCGAGGAGGAUCGCAAGGCAGCCUGGGCCGAGUAUGAAGCAGAGAAAAAGGGUGUGUCCAUGAGGACCAACUACCCGGCAGGAUACCUCCAGACUAACAUGGGCUCCUCCAACUACUUCUCCUACAACAUGGCAGCUUUGGCCUCCAUGACCAACCAGCAGCUGGAGGAGCUUAUAAACCAGGGACGACAGAAAGUCAUUGAAGCAACAAACGCAUUGAAGACUCUAGCCCGGGAGUCACUGGAAGAUACUAUCGCCAGAGUGUGGAAGGAGAACCCAGCACUCACAGAGAGUCAGGUCCAGGCCAUGGCCCUGGGACGACAGGCCAGUGUGGAGCUGGAGGUCAAGCGCAGGGAAGUCGCGUACAGGGACGUUCUCACCAGGCAGCAGACGCUGAUGAUGUACGUGCAGAAGCUGAUCACCAACAGGAAGGUGCAGGAGCAGCAGCUGGCCAUGGCCAACCAGGCCAGCUACCUGAACCAGCUGGCCAUGCAGAACGGCAUGAUGGGAGGCAGCGGGCUCAGCCAGAUGGACCUGCUGGGGCUCUACCAGCAGCUCCACGGCCUGGGCAAGAAUCCCGGGCCCUCCAAAGGCCUGUAGGUCAGAGGGACUUCCUCACCACUCACUACCCCCCUCCCCCCACUCAACUAGACGGCUCCCAGUGGGCCAGUCCAAGCGAGGCCCAGUUCUCUGUAACAAACGCACUGUGACACCACCACUCAGAGCUCAAAGCAUCUGGUGCACCAAGCAGAGGGUGGAGUACUUUUGAGACUAGGCUGCUGUCCACUGGGGCCUAAAGUGGGAUAGACUCUCAGUUCUUUAUUCUGUAGUUCAUUGAGAGAAGGUGGAAUAUAAUGUAUAAAUGACUGUGUGAAAGGGGUCUGUUAGGAGUUUCAACAGGAAAAAAAAAAUGUAUAUACCGCCUUAAUGUUAUUCAAGUUCUAUAUCUUCAUUUUUCAUGUAUUUAAAGACAAAUUUUACCCCCAAAGCAUUGUAUUGUUUUUCUCUUAAAGAGGGUUUGCUUAUUAUUUAAACUCAGUUUUUUUAUACUGUUUUAAAUGCCUAACUAAACCUGAGUGGGACCAGUGUCAUUGGUGACAGGACUCUAUGAUGUAAAGCUCUACAUGAUUAUUAGACCCGGUAGAUUCCUUCACCAAUAUAUAGCAAAGCAGACAGCUGAGAGUGCUGCUAAGUCCUGCUCUUUUUGGAAGACUGAAGAAACCGAUAAGUCAACAAAAAACAGAAAAAAAAUUGGCCUUAUAUUCAUUUCCUAAAUAAAGCUCUGUAAAGUUCUGAGAUUUCAGAUUUGUUGAGAAUCUUUUCUAUUAUGCUUUUAAAUGUUUACAUUAGUUGUUGCUAAACAUGGUAAUGGAAUGCUUGUGUUGUUCAAAACUGCCUGCCGAUUCCUAUGACCUUUUUUGUAACAUCAUUCUCAUUGUCACGUGUUGUCUAGCAUAGCACUGUGCGUCCUGUUCAUUGUUUAUGUUCCACUGGGGUGAGUGACUGGGUCUCGCAAAGCACAACCAAUUCAGCCGGAUAUCACAGGGCCCAAAACUUUUCAUUUUACUUGUCUGUCAACGGUGUUUCACGGUGGAUUUGAUAGGAAGAGUGAAAAAGAAAAUCUUAUUAUAUAUCUGGCUGAUUUGUUUCCUCUGCUUUGUGAGAAGUGCCUUCUGGACACUAGUCUCACCAGGCAGGCCCCCCAGUCUACCUGUAUUCUACUUUGGCACAUUUUUUGCUUCUAAAUGCUUAUGCUGGUGUAGCUGUUAAUCGAGAGGAAUAAUUCUCAUUUCUCACAGAGAUGCCUGUUGUCUCUAGUUGGCUCCUGUGUCUGCACAAGGUGUAUUUCAUAAAUGUAGAGAAACUCUUUUGCCCUCCUCUAAGAAUGUUCUUAUGUUAGCAAAUACACCAACAUGAUUUGCCAUGCAAUCUGAUCUGCUAUUAUCUUGAUAAGUAUUUAAUAUAACAUUUAAUAAAGUGACCAAAAGGAUGAGCAA
Epinephelus moara (kelp grouper) is the source of this 7809-nucleotide messenger RNA. It is a transcript of the gene atrx, whose product is annotated as ATRX chromatin remodeler. Bases 206 to 6412 code for a protein of 2068 amino acids. The transcript has 34 exons. Gene Ontology annotation, molecular function: ATP-dependent chromatin remodeler activity; ATP hydrolysis activity; ATP binding. NCBI's taxonomy places the organism in Eukaryota, Metazoa, Chordata, Actinopteri, Perciformes, Serranidae. The record is from RefSeq and is a predicted model, not a curated record. Gene Ontology annotation, cellular component: nucleus.